UUUACGAGUGCUAGUCCGCCUGCUCGUGUGUCGUGGUGCAUCGUUUGGUCGCGCCGCGAUAACAUGGCCAAGAGCAAACGAGAUUCGCGGAGUUGUCGUUAGGACCGCAAGUAACUUGUGUCUCGUGUGUGUUACACCGCGCUCGCAGCGGUUCUCUUCAGACACCAAGAAGCGAACGAGAGAGCAAGGCAAAAACUCGCUGAACUCUCAGCAGCGCCGCCACUAUCCAGCCACCCCCAUCUCCGAUCCGCGACGACGGAGACUACGUCGUCGCUUGAAUAAACCAUCCUGGUCAAUUGCUGUUUCUCCCUAUUUUCGCACGCAGAAAGCUCGUUGACGUGCAGUCGUGCCGAGUCGCGCGUUCGACUCACUCUCUCUCUCUCCAGGUGGAAAGAUCAACACAGACGGUGGAGAGAGAGUGAGAGCGGCAUACUCGACUGAGCGCGAGCGGCAGCAUCGCCGGGACAUAAUGGGGAAGCAGAAUUGAUAGAUAUGUGACACUGGAUGGAUUUAGAAUGUUUGCUUUCAAAUUAUAAAGGCAGCAUUUUGCUACGCAGAGAUUUCACUGUACCCUAAGGUGUUCCCAGGUUACUUGGGUAGUUAUGUGAUUAAUUGUUGAAAUGGCGGCUGAUAGUGAUGGUGAUCUAAUUGAAACAGUGGUAACGUGUGAGGGAGACAUACAAGAUCCAGAUUUUCCAGAAAAAUUCAAAGUUAUUGUUGACCGUCUCAAAGUCCUUGUCUGCAAAGAUAAGGAACAAGAGCUAAGAGUUGAUAAAGUAGAACCAUGGAAUUCAGUGCGGGUAACAUUUUCGAUACCCAAAGAAGCUGCUUUGAAGUUACGAGAGCUGGCAGCCCAAGGUUCUGCCACCCUCACACAGCUCGGUAUACUUUCUGUUCAAGUAGAAGGAGAUCAGGUGAUCUCACUAAGGAUAGCUGGACGAUAUGGCGGGGAAACGCAAGAGAUAGUGCUGCACUCAGGGCCAGCGUCACAAGAAAAUGGAAGCAAAGAAUCCCAAAGUGAUUCCAGCAAUAAUGCAACUAGUUUAGACAGUAAUGCUACUUCUGUGCCUGGACCUAGCAACGCAGCGACUGCCAGCAUCUCGUCGACACUUCAUAAUGUCGCUCAAAUCAUUGCAGCUGGUCCAUCGUCAGAAAAGCCACCACCAUUCCGUUCGCCGAACGUGGUCGCGCCCACAGACUGUGAUCCAAUUCCAGCGUUUCUUACAAAGAAUGCUCAACCAAGCACGGUGAGCGGUACCAGUGGCAGUACGAGUCUUCAGGUUCCAAGUACCAGUAGUGCAUCACCGAGGACGCCAAGUUACAAUGGACCUUUCCCGUUUGCCAGUAUGACACACGCGGCACAAGCUAUUCACAGUCGAGUCGAAGCCGCGGGUAAUGCUGUCAAAGCGGUACCAGUGCAAUUCAAGCAUCAUAAUCAACCGCCACCGCCUUAUCCAGCCGCCAAUGCUGCCGCUACUGUUGUCAACCAGGAUGGCAUUAUCGCGGGUGAUAGCUCGCCACAGGCUGUUCGUGCGGUAACGCAGCCGGUGGCAGUUGUCGGUCAAAGUCAGUACAAAUCAUCGAACGUCAUGGCAUCUAGUCCAUCGCCGAAUAAUAGUAAUGCCUUGACAGCGAACUCAGUAAUCGGCGUAUCCGCAACGAUGCCAGGCAAUCAAGUAGCUUUAUCGAGUCCCCUUCUCGUUAAUCUAUUGCAAAAUGAUGGCAGUGGUACAUCUGCGCCUCAACAGCAACAGCAGCAACAACAACAGCACCAACAACAACAAAAAAUGUUACCACCAGCAGUGGUAGAUGUAUCGGUAGCGAACCGAAUACGACCACAAAAAAAGCCAACGGUCAGAAGGAAAGAUCUGGUAGAGUCGCCACCGCCAACGAGCCUCGAUUCACUGCGAACCGAGGAUCUAAUCGUGUCGACAGCAUUGAUCGCGGAUAUUGGAACGGGACAUGGACCCUCAGCUUUCGCACAGGUUAAUGCUCCGUCAACAGUGCCUCAACCGCUGCCACAGCAGACGGCCAUGCAAGUACAAAUCCAACAGAAGCAGUUCCCCAUCAGGCAGGAACUCACUUAUAGGCCUGCCACUCAACAGCAGCAGGUGCAAACGCAGUUGGCCGCAAGGUUUCCUGUUAACGGUCAACAGGUAAGGACACCAUCGCAACAACGGCAACAGCAGUUGCUAUUGCAACAACAAUCACAACUGAACCAGCAGCAGCAAAGUCUGACGACGCAAGCGCAGCUGAUACAGCCUCAGCAGCAAAUGCAGCAACAGAUCACCGCCGGAGCGCCAGUUAUACAACAGCCAAGUCCCACGAGCACCGGUCAACUGUUGCAGCAACAGCAACCGAUGCUUCAGCAAACUCAAACUGUCGUGGGGGUCAAUGUAAAUCAGCAGCGGCUUGUCUAUCAGCCAAUCAGGUCAAUGCAGACUGUUAGCACGCCACCACAACAACAAACACCACCUCCAUACCCACAGCGUCAGCAACUGCAACAUGUACCUCAACAGUCGCAACAACAAAUCCCAGUACAACAAUUGCAGUUACUAACCCAGCAACAACAGCUGCAACAACAAACGCUAAACGUGCAGCAACAGAUACACUUGAAUCAGUCGAAGAGUCAAGCGAAUGUAGAUGCUGGAACAACGAAUGAUUUCCGGUAUAGCCAAAAUAUACUGAACAGGAAUAGCUUUGAUGUGACGAAUGGGACCACGACGUGGACAGCUACCACGCAGCACCAACAACAGCAACAAAAUAUUGCUGUCGCCGGAGCACCGCAAACGAUUGUUGCUCAAACGGCACCUGAUGCCUUUUCGCAAAGCGGCGGCAGUUUACCGAAACAUCUCACGAAGACAGUGAUAGCCCCAACAGUAGCAAUACCACAGACGAAUACAACCGUUUCGACAUCGAAUCUGAGCAACAAUCCAAUCACCAUAACUGCAAAUAGCGAGUCAGCCAAAGUCGAUGAAGUACCUGCGGAACCGGAAUAUACAUCGUCGGGUAAACCUAGACAGUAUCUGAUAAAUCCGUUGUCAGGUCUACUGGAACCAAUGCCUAGCGAUACUUCGGAAUCGGAGCCAGAAAGUGCCCUCGAAGCACAGGAUGACUUCUUUUCUUAUCAAUCGCCGUCAAACGACAGAUCUAAUUCAAUAUUCUCGGAUGAUGACGCGGAUAGUAACUUCUCGCGGAGAAACGACACCACCACCAAUACUGAUCAGUCGGAUUCCGAAGCAACAACGAAGUCCACUGCAAGUGAAGGCAGCUUGAAACAUAACAGACUCAAAUCUAAUAGGGAUUCGCAUAGUCCCAUGCCAACAGAGAAAAUCAAACUUAGACUGAAACUCGAAAAAUCAGAGCCAGUGACGCCAGCAUACAAAGUGGAUGUAUCGUUCGUAAAUGCGCCGACGGUGCGCAAAGCGGACAAGACAGCAGUGAAGCCCAUUACGCCAAGUGCAAAUGCAACUACGGCGAGCAAUGCAAGUAAUAACAGUAGUGUUAACGUCGGUGGCUCGAUAAGUUCCAGUAGCAGUCCAAGUGCGAUGGCGGCAGUUACUGGUAAUGCGAGUCCAGGUUCAGAAGAACCGCGAGUACCGCCACUUCAUAUAUCAUUACGAGGUCGAAACGCCUCGGUUGUACAAAUAGGUAAGAAAGAGAAGAAGUUGCUGAAAGAAGCAGUUGAUCAUGAUGCGGCGGGCGUUAAACGCCGGGGGAAACUGAAGAAGAUGAAAGACGCUACCGAUGGCAAUAAGCUUUUGCAGAAGAAAUCUCUUAAUAUGAUUAUCGGAACAUCGUCCUCCUCAAAAAUGCCUUUAUCCAGCUCCGCCAUAGUAAACAGUGCGAAUGCCGUGGCGAAGGUGAACAAUGCGCUCGUGACCAUGGUGGCCAAGAGCAAUGCCUUAAAACAGGAGAAUACGAGUAGCGGUAGCAGUAGUGGCGGAAGUGGUAACGCAUCUCCAAUGGAAUUAGGAACGCGGCUACCACUACAACAACAACCGCAGCAUCUACAUCAGCAACAACAGUCGCAACAACCGCCGAACAAAGUUACGAGUAGCGGUGACGUUGACGAUUUGCCGCUAAACAGUAGAAUACCAUCGCCUCUCAAGCACAAACCUUCCGUACUCAAUCAACAGCAGUUGCAGCAGCAAACACCGGUUAUGCAGAAUACGCAAACACAGUUACAGCAGCAGUUGCAGCAACAACUACUACAACAGCCGCAAGCAGUCUUGGCAGAGACUGAACUGGUUAAUCACACGAAUGAGCAUAAAAUUGGCGGAGGCAAAACCAAGAGAAGAGACUCAAAGAAGAAAGUGGAACCUAUAGAGGGUCUUCACCGAGAACAAAAUCUUCUCUCUGGUGGACGGAUUCUCGAUAAUGCAGCAAAAUGGCGGAAACUUGGUUAUAAGGGUCCGGACACGGCCAUCGCCACGAGCACUGUCCCUCAAGCGAGUCUCAAGAAAAGUUUAUCGCCGUCAGAGUCUGUUAAUACGACAACGGUGGCGGUGACAACGACGUCGACAACGACGACAAUAACACCGGCAACGACGACGCCGACGGAAAUGAAUGAUCUUAAAAAAGUCGGCGAAGUGCGACGUAUUAGCGAGCCAGUCCGACAACAUGAACCCAAUGGUGUUCGUAAGGAGCUAGCGAGUCAAGAAAAACGUCGCCGAUUGAGCCUUGUCGAUGAAAAAGACUUGGAAUCUCAAAGCUUCAUUCAAGAAGAUCUGGCUGAAAAGCUCAAGAAUCAUGCGAACGAUCGGCAGAAACUGGUAGUGGAUCAUCUAGCAUUGGCCAAACAGAUGAACAUCGCGCCCAACAAAGUCGAGACAACCGUUCAAAGGGUGACGCUAUUAAAAACGUCAAACCCCGUGACGACGACUGAAUCCGUGGUGAUAGCGGCGAAAGAGUUAGUGGAGAAAGCUAUACUACCGAUCGGCGAGAUCAACGUCACGGAGGCGAAAGUCAAGCAGAGACUGUUGGAGAACUCUACCCUUGAAGCAAGUGCUAACGCCUCCAACAAUAAUAACGGCGCCGAAGACAGUGGUAUUGAGUCGAUGGACGCGUUGUCAGAGAAGUCGCCAAAUCAAGGUGAAUCCCCGCUACACAGGCCGGUGCAGUCUCAACAGUCUCAGGUGGUAGUGGAACCGUCAACGGCGACGAUAGUAGCAGUCAGCAACAAGAGCAACAACGUGCCUUCCUCGACAGUUAGUAACGAUAUGUGUUCAAACGUUGCCGUAGCGGAACAAAACCACUUGGAGCUGGAUGUCAAAGCUGAGGAAGACGGCAGCAGCGAUAAGACGACGCCGACGGUAAUAAGUGAAGUGCAGUCGUCGGAAGUGACGGUAGUGAUGGUGAAAGAGGAACCCAAGUGUAAUAAUGACGAAGAGACGACGACGGCGACGAACGUUAUUAAUGUUGUCGAGGACAAAAAGCCAACUCUGCUCGUCGGCGGCGGCAAGGGCGGCGAGUCUAGGUUAAGUGAUAGUAGUACUAGUGCAGUGCCUGUUGUUACGGAGAACCACGUGGUAGAACUGGAGGUAAAAAAAGAGGAGCCGGAAAUCGAAGAUACGAGGCAGCAACAACUUGAAGGUGCAGAAGUGAAAAAAGAAAUAAAAGAAGUGCUGGCGGCGGAAGUAAAAGAAGUGAAAGAGGCGAAAGAAGCGAAAGAGGCGAAAGAGGUGAAAGAAGCGAAAGAAGCAAAAGAAGCGAAAGAAGCGAAAGAAGCGACAGAAGCGAAAGAAGCGAAAGAAGCGAAAGAAGCAAAAGAAGCGAAGGAAAUGAAAGAGGCGGAGGAGACAAAGGAGACAAAGGAAAUCAAACAAGAGAUAACAAAGAUCGAAGUGAAAGAGGAAGCGGCGCAGUCACCAUUGGCAAACGACGAUCCACAGCCGAUUCGAAUAACACCACCGCUGUACACAUACUCGAAUCCGGCGGUACUGCAGCGAGACGAAACUCCGAGUCCAGCACCGGAAAACGCCGAGUUGUCGGUGGUAACGACAGUGAUAGCGCGAAAACGUCGACGGAAGCAGGAACUUGAAGGUCGCCAGGACGUCAUCUGCAUCGAGGAAACCGACGAAUCCAACACGACAACGACCGCGACGGCCACUACCACCGCUACAAGCACGCAUUUCAACAGUCAUGAGCAAGGGACACGUGGCAAGUCUUUGCUCGAGCAGUUACUCAUCGAGAUCCCCAACGAUUCUGGGGCUAGCGCGGAGAAACGUUCUCUUCGCACUCGCUCGCAAAAGACGUCGUUGAACAGUCCAGCCGAACGUCGAAGUAUUUCGCCUUAUGCCAAAACCACGGCGGCAGCAUCGGCAGUCGUGCAGCAGCCAGCCAAGACUAACAAAUUGUCGCCGUUGCCCAAGACCACGAGCAAACGCAAGAGGCAGGAGAGCGAAAGCAGCGUUGCUUCUAACAACGAGGAGCCGACGCAGCCGCACCAGCAACGGACAGGUAAACGAAAAUGCUCGGAGAACGCCGCCGGACUUAUUAAGGCUUGCAUGGACGUAGACGAGGCUACCACUACUGGUCCUAAUAAGAGGCAACUCACUUCGGCCAAGGAUCUACAUCCGGCCAAGAAGGCAUGCAACAUUUUGUCCAGGGCAAAGAAAGCUCAAGGACCAAUGCUUGUAGAUAUAGAAUCAUCUGACGACGAACAUUUGUCUGAAGUUUCCGCAAAAAUUAAAAUUCGAGCAGCUGACGAUUUGUCAACUGGUUCGCCAAAACCCAAAGAUCAAAAAAAUAACACUGGCAACCCUACGACGACCGGUCAGCAACCUGGGAACCUACAAAACUCGACGAUAGGUACAGGCCGAACACAGCGUAUGCUUUCGACAAAGCAACAACCCCAGCACCAGCAGCCCCCAACUCCCAUUCAAACGCAAACGCAGCAACAACAGCAUAUAACAUCAACUACGACAAUGACGACGGUAACAGCUAUAACGCAGCAGCAGCAACAGCCAUCAACGACAAUGACAUUAACGACGAUGACGACGUCGACGUCGACGACGACGACGACGACGACGACGACGACGACGGCUUCGACGACGUCGACGACGACAAUGACGACGACGAUGACGACGACGAUGACGACGACAGCAAUGACAACGUCAACGACGACGACGGUAAAUACGACGGCAGUAAGAGAGAGGCUACGCGGGAGUUCUGUUUCGAGUAAUGAGUCGCUUGGUGAAGUAACGACAAGACGCUCCGUACGACAAAGCACUGCUUCGCCAUUGGCCACUCCAGCGGGUAACACCCGCGGAGCCUCUCGCACCAUGGAAGACGUCAAUCGAAGGAAGACAAGGAGUGGAGCUGCUGCGGGCACGAUUUUCUAGUGGCAGCCGAGGCGACGGAGCAGUCCAAGAGGCGGAGGAUAUCUCGCGAGAACAAAUGACCUUCGGACAGUGACCUUGACAGCGAUUAGCUAGGAUCGUCGCUCAAGGUCAAGCCAACAACUCUACUCGCUGUCACUGUGUGGCUGGACUCCCCUUGGUGAAUCCACUCCCGUCGCACAAUUACACGCAUGUCUGUUCCAUUGCCUGAUUUAAACAAUGAUUUGUUGAAUUUUUUAUUUUAUUAUUUUUUUUUUUCGGCUUAAUUUGAAACAAUUUGAUGCUAUAUAUACAUUUUUUCGAAUAUUCCGGUGACCAAGACUGUGCUCUUAUUCUUAAGUAACUUUUUCGUCAGAAAAUAUGUGUCACUGAUAGACUUUUGCUUGUUCGUUUCGCGUUAAAAUUAUUUUGUCUUUUGAAUACUGUACGUUAUUAUAGUUCAUUUUUCGAAUGCAUAUGUGUGAUUAAAAAAAAAGAACUUUAUUCUCAUAGUAAGAAGACAGUAGUCUAUCAGUUGAUCAAAAUUAUUACAGAGUUUAUAUGGUAUCUAGGAUGGUUGAAACUUAUUUAACAAGUUCGAAAAAUACAGCGUUGGUGAAUAAGUGAAACACGAACUUUAUAAAAAGUAAUAAUGAUAAUUGUAAUUGAUAAACGGUGACUGAACAGAUGAUAAAAUUAGAAAAAAUGUUAAUCACGAUAAUUAAUACAUAAAACAAACGCUAUAUAUUUUGUAAAUAAUUUCUCUGGAGGUGUGCGACGCAUCACUUUCAUUGUAAAUACCAAAACCGGUUCAAAUUUUUAUCGACAAAAAUGGAAGAAAAUCUAACUAUUUAAAAUAUUAUAACUUCAUCAUCAUCUUCAUCAUAUUAAAUUAUGACGUACUUCUCUUUGUCGUCGUCAAAAUUUGAAUUGUUAAAAGCUCACAUCGAUAUCUUCCUUAAUUAGUCUCCUUUAAUCGUUAGAUUAUAUAUUGACACCAUUGGAAAAUGAAGCAAUAUGAUUUCCUAUAAUUUUAUAGUUAGAUAUUCUUGUUUACCAUUACGUGUACAUGCGUUUCUCAGUGAUAACUGGCAAUGAUCGAAUAAUACUGGCUACUCUAUAGCUUAAUUGUAGUGUUUCUAUUAUCUUUAUUUUCUCUUCUUCAUUAUUAGGUUAAGGUUCAUUUAAAUGCAAUACAUCACACACGCAAGUAAUUCUGUAUACCGGUCAAUCAUAUAUGUGAGUCCCCUCCCUUUCUUAUUUGUUUUUUUACUUAGAAGUUAAAAAAUGUUUAUUUAUAUAUACGAUUAAAGUGUCAAUGUUAUUAGUAGAAAAGCAUAAAGGUUUUCACGUGUCGCUUUUGUGCAUAUUUUUUUGGUUUUUUGUUUAAGAGAGGAUAUAAAAGAAAUAGUCAAAAUUAUAAAACUGGACUAACAGGAAUAGAAUUUUUUAGUUUUAUAUAGGUUUUCAGAAUCAAAUGAUUUUGCAAUGAUCUAAAAAUUGUAUAUCUUCGCUUAAAUUAGAAAUUUUUCAGAACUGAAGUCUUCUUAUCUGUUUUUUUUUAUGUAGCCGACUUGAUCUUGACACGCCAAUCGAGUUUCUUGUAUCAGCUUCUUUUUUUAUUUUUCCUUUUUUAUAUUUUUUAUAGUUAAUUCAUAUGUUCAUAUCAGGUUCAAUUUAAAUUAUUCACUGCAUGAAAGUUGAUGGUAUCUUAGGGAGAGAAAGCUGUUUUUGUACAUAAUAGUAUAUGCAUAAAUCCAUCUCAUAUAGUAAAAAUAUACUACGUUUCUAUGAGAAGUUGUACAUAAAAGAAAAUGUGCGUAAAUAGAAUUAAAUUUAUUUUGAUUUUUACUUUAUAUUGUGAUGGGAAAAAGUGUAAUGUGAAAGCUUAUUUUAAUUGUCUUAAAUGUCAAAAAAAAAGUAAGGAACAAUAUUCCGCACUUGGAAAAAGAGACAUUGCGAAAGGAAGAGAAAAAAAGAUUGCUACGAUCAAACAUUGUAAUUUUUGUUGUAAAAUAUUUCUUUGAUAUCAAACAGUUAGAUAGACUAGACAUUAUCAUGUUAUAACUUUAUCACAAAACGUUGAAAUAAUUGUAUAAAUUAAAGAUUGAAUGGAUCAAGCUUCGUGUGUACAUAAUGGUACCUUAGUUGUAAGUGAAUUCUGAUCACAUUAAAGGGCUUAUGAAGUAGGUUAUCUAAAAAUUAGUAAGGAUAGUAUAAAAAAAGAAUAUGAGAGAAUAAAAUAAUUUUGUUGCCGAGGCAACUUGCGUAUGCAUAGCUUUCCCGAGUGAACUCUCAAUGUACAAUAUAAGAUUAAAUGAUUAUUUAUAAAAAAUAAACGCAAGGCGAAAGUCUGGUCCUUAAUGGAGUCAUUUUUGUAUAAAAAAUAAAAGCUCCGCUGUGUGUAUGAGUGUGUGUACAUGCGUGCGUAUGUGCGUGUGUGCGUGUGAAGAAAAGUGACUCUGACGAAAACAAAUCUCCUUUUAUACUUGGUAAGAGGAUACGACUACGACGUUGUUGUCGAGUGUAAAUUUCUUCUUCGCGAGCCCCUUAAUUUUUUACGGAGAGUACGAGGACGUUGUAAAAAUACUAAAAAAAAAAGAAAUUUAUUCUGUCAGUAUAUGUAAGGCAAGCAAGCUCGAAAGUUUUUGCUCUCCAAAAUGAAUUUAAAAAAUUAAUCCCACGUGAAACAUUUGUAUUUUUAGUAAUAAAAUAUAAAUAUUAAUGAUGAUUCAAAUGACAAUUGAAUUAACAAAAAAAUAAAGUAAACAACACAAGCCGAUUGAUAAUAAUCCAAAUUGUGGAUGUGCAAACAGAGACAAAACAAAAAAAGUAAGAAUGUUAGAUAAACAUUAUUAUAUUUGUAGAAAAAUAAAGAGGACGAAAAAUCGCGAGAGAACACAAAAGAUUAUGAGAUUGCGCUAUAAUUAUAAAGACGAAAAAAAUAUUAUGAUUAUAUUAUUAUCUAUUAUUAUUACACAAAGUGAAUACACAACAUAGUAAUUUGCUAAUUGUACCUUUUAAUAAUUACUGUAGACACAUUGAUGAAGAAGGUUUUUUUCUUGUUAAUUAUUAAUUACCAUAGACUUAC
Molecule: messenger RNA, 10413 nt
Organism: Phymastichus coffea
Lineage: Eukaryota; Metazoa; Arthropoda; Insecta; Hymenoptera; Eulophidae
Gene: Ncoa6
Product: serine-rich adhesin for platelets
Exons: 16
Coding region: 621-7346 (2241 amino acids)
Biological process (GO): positive regulation of transcription by RNA polymerase II
Cellular component (GO): transcription regulator complex; nucleus; histone methyltransferase complex
Source: RefSeq, a predicted model, not a curated record